Molecule: messenger RNA, 903 nt
Organism: Penicillium canariense
Lineage: Eukaryota; Fungi; Ascomycota; Eurotiomycetes; Eurotiales; Aspergillaceae
Product: oxidoreductase
Exons: 3
Coding region: 1-903 (300 amino acids)
Biological process (GO): triglyceride catabolic process; phosphatidic acid biosynthetic process
Cellular component (GO): endoplasmic reticulum; lipid droplet
Molecular function (GO): triacylglycerol lipase activity; acylglycerone-phosphate reductase (NADP+) activity
Source: RefSeq, a predicted model, not a curated record
AUGAAAUCAACCAGUAUCAUAACUAUAGCCUCGCAAAUAAAGUAUGUCCUCAUCACAGGAUGCAGCGACGGCGGCAUCGAUUCAGCCCUAGCCCAGUCAUUCCAUAACAAGGGCCUCCACGUCUUCGCCACGACUCGAGAUACCUCCAGAAUGCAAGAUCUACGAGAUUUCCCCAAUAUGACAUUCCUCCAACUAGACGUGACUUCCCCCGAAAGCAUCGCCGCAGCGUACAAGAUCGUGGAAAAAGCGACGAAUGGCAAACUACACUAUCUCGUUAAUAACUCUGGCGCAGGCUUCGUAAUGCCUCUCUUGGACUCGGAUGUUAACAUAGGGCAGAAGGUGUUUGAUGUCAAUGUUUGGGGCGUUGUGCAAGUAACGCAGGCUUUUGCACCGCUUGUGGUUAAUGCAAAGGGGACAGUUGUGAAUAAUAUAUCGACGGCGGCUUGCUUGGGAUUACUAUAUCAAGGAAUGUGCUGUAGUUCCAAAGCCGCGAUUCGACUUAUAAGUGAAACGUUGGCAUUGGAGAUGAAACCUUUGGGAGUGAAAGUGAUUAUUGUUAUCACGGGUAACAUUCGUACACAGUGGUUUAAUAACUCCCCGAGACUUGAACUACCAGAGGGGUCUUAUUACUCUUCUAUUAUAGAUCGGAUUAGGGUUUUUGUGAAGGGAGAGCAAGGUCAUCCGGAAAUGGAGCCCAAGAUGUAUGCGGAGAAAGUUGUGGGUGAUGUCCUUGGUGGUGCUGAAGGGACGAUAUGGCGAGGAGCGCAGUCAAGUAUUGUUAGAAUUGCUAUAGCUGUUAUCCCGACUUGGUUAAUAAAUGCACUUGCUGCUAGGGGGACGGGACUCGAUACCCUGGAGCUAUACCGGGAAAUGUGCUUGGAAAAUGGAUAUGAAUCUCACUAA